Molecule: messenger RNA, 3540 nt
Organism: Blepharisma stoltei
Lineage: Eukaryota; Ciliophora; Heterotrichea; Heterotrichida; Blepharismidae
Source: the annotation of a GenBank genome assembly
AUGGAUUCUCUUGUCCCCUACUUCGGGAUUCAUACUUAUUCUGUUUUGUGUUGACCAUUUAUAUGCCAUUCAGUCAAAAAUCCUUAUUAUUAUUAUUAUUAUUAUUAUUAUUAUUAUUAUUAUUAUUAUUAUUAUUAUUAUUAUUAUUAUUAUUAUUAUUAUUAUUAUUAUUAUUAUUAUUAUUAUUAUUAUUAUUAUUAUUAUUAUUAUUAUUAUUAUUAUUAUUAUUAUUAUUAUUAUUAUUAUUAUUAUUAUUAUUAUUAUUUUAUUAUUAUUAUUAUUAUUAUUAUUAUUAUUAUUAUUAUUAUUAUUAUUAUUAUUAUUAUUAUUAUUAUUAUUAUUAUUAUUAUUUAUUAUUAUUAUUAUUAUUAUUAUUAUUAUUAUUAUUAUUAUUAUUAUUAUUAUUAUUAUUAUUAUUAUUAUUAUUAUUAUUAUUAUUAUUAUUAUUAUUAUUAUUAUUAUUAUUAUUAUUAUUAUUAUUAUUAUUAUUAUUAUUAUUAUUAUUAUUAUUAUUAUUAUUAUUAUUAUUAUUAUUAUUAUUAUUAUUAUUAUUAUUAUUAUUUAUUAUUAUUAUUAUUAUUAUUAUUAUUAUUAUUAUUAUUAUUAUUAUUAUUAUUAUUAUUUAUUAUUAUUAUUAUUAUUAUUAUUAUUAUUAUUAUUAUUAUUAUUAUUAUUAUUAUUAUUAUUAUUAUUAUUUAUUAUUAUUAUUAUUAUUAUUAUUAUUAUUAUUUUAUUUAUUAUUAUUAUUAUUAUUAUUAUUAUUAUUAUUAUUAUUAUUAUUAUUAUUAUUAUUAUUAUUAUUAUUAUUAUUAUUAUUAUUAUUAUUAUUAUUAUUAUUAUUAUUAUUAUUAUUAUUAUUAUUAUUAUUAUUAUUAUUAUUAUUAUUAUUAUUAUUAUUAUUAUUAUUAUUAUUAUUAUUAUUAUUAUUAUUAUUAUUAUUAUUAUUAUUAUUAUUAUUAUUAUUAUUAUUAUUAUUAUUAUUAUUAUUAUUAUUAUUAUUAUUAUUAUUAUUAUUAUUAUUAUUAUUAUUAUUAUUAUUAUUAUUAUUAUUAUUAUUAUUAUUAUUAUUAUUAUUAUUAUUAUUAUUAUUAUUAUUAUUAUUAUUAUUAUUAUUAUUAUUAUUAUUAUUAUUAUUAUUAUUAUUAUUAUUAUUAUUAUUAUUAUUAUUAUUAUUAUUAUUAUUAUUAUUAUUAUUAUUAUUAUUAUUAUUAUUAUUAUUAUUAUUAUUAUUAUUAUUAUUAUUAUAUUAUUAUUAUUAUUAUUAUUAUUAUUAUUAUUAUUAUUAUUAUUAUUAUUAUUAUUAUUAUUAUUAUUAUUAUUAUUAUUAUUAUUAUUAUUAUUAUUAUUAUUAUUAUUAUUAUUAUUAUUAUUAUUAUUAUUAUUAUUAUUAUUAUUAUUAUUAUUAUUAUUAUUAUUAUUAUUAUUAUUAUUAUUAUUAUUAUUAUUAUUAUUAUUAUUAUUAUUAUUAUUAUUAUUAUUAUUAUUAUUAUUAUUAUUAUUAUUAUUAUUAUUAUUAUUAUUAUUAUUAUUAUUAUUAUUAUUAUUAUUAUUAUUAUUAUUAUUAUUAUUAUUAUUAUUAUUAUUAUUAUUAUUAUUAUUAUUAUUAUUAUUAUUAUUAUUAUUAUUAUUAUUAUUAUUAUUAUUAUUAUUAUUAUUAUUAUUAUUAUUAUUAUUAUUAUUAUUAUUAUUAUUAUUAUUAUUAUUAUUAUUAUUAUUAUUAUUAUUAUUAUUAUUAUUAUUAUUAUUAUUAUUAUUAUUAUUAUUAUUAUUAUUAUUAUUAUUAUUAUUAUUAUUAUUAUUAUUAUUAUUAUUAUUAUUAUUAUUAUUAUUAUUAUUAUUAUUAUUAUUAUUAUUAUUAUUAUUAUUAUUAUUAUUAUUAUUAUUAUUAUUAUUAUUAUUAUUAUUAUUAUUAUUAUUAUUAUUAUUAUUAUUAUUAUUAUUAUUAUUAUUAUUAUUAUUAUUAUUAUUAUUUAUUAUUAUUAUUAUUAUUAUUAUUAUUAUUAUUAUUAUUAUUAUUAUUAUUAUUAUUAUUAUUAUUAUUAUUAUUAUUAUUAUUAUUAUUAUUAUUAUUAUUAUUAUUAUUAUUAUUAUUAUUAUUAUUAUUAUUAUUAUUAUUAUUAUUAUUAUUAUUAUUAUUAUUAUUAUUAUUAUUAUUAUUAUUAUUAUUAUUAUUAUUAUUAUUAUUAUUAUUAUUAUUAUUAUUAUUAUUAUUAUUAUUAUUAUUAUUAUUAUUAUUAUUAUUAUUAUUAUUAUUAUUAUUAUUAUUAUUAUUAUUAUUAUUAUUAUUAUUAUUAUUAUUAUUAUUAUUAUUAUUAUUAUUAUUAUUAUUAUUAUUAUUAUUAUUAUUAUUAUUAUAUUAUUAUUAUUAUUAUUAUUAUUAUUAUUAUUAUUAUUAUUAUUAUUAUUAUUAUUAUUAUUAUUAUUAUUAUUAUUAUUAUUAUUAUUAUUAUUAUUAUAUUAUUAUUAUUAUUAUUAUUAUUAUUAUUAUUAUUAUUAUUAUUAUUAUUAUUAUUAUUAUUAUUAUUAUUAUUAUUAUUAUUAUUAUUAUUAUUAUUAUUAUUAUUAUUAUUAUUAUAUUAUUAUUAUUAUUAUUAUUAUUAUUAUUAUUAUUAUUAUUAUUAUUAUUAUUAUUAUUAUUAUUAUUAUUAUUAUUAUUAUUAUUAUUAUUAUAUUAUUAUUAUUAUUAUUAUUAUUAUUAUUAUUAUUAUUAUUAUUAUUAUUAUUAUUAUUAUUAUUAUUAUUAUUAUUAUUAUUAUUAUUAUUAUUAUUAUUAUUAUUAUUAUUAUUAUUAUUAUUAUUAUUAUUAUUAUUAUUAUUAUUAUUAUUAUUAUUAUUAUUAUUAUUAUUAUUAUUAUUAUUAUUAUUAUUAUUAUUAUUAUUAUUAUUAUUAUUAUUAUUAUUAUUAUUAUUAUUAUUAUUAUUAUUAUUAUUAUUAUUAUUAUUAUUAUAUUAUUAUUAUUAUUAUUAUUAUUAUUAUUAUUAUUAUUAUUAUUAUUAUUAUUAUUAUUAUUAUUAUUAUUAUUAUUAUUAUUAUUAUUAUUAUUAUUAUUAUUAUUAUUAUUAUUAUUAUUAUUAUUAUUAUUAUUAUUAUUAUUAUUAUUAUUAUUAUUAUUAUUAUUUAUUAUUAUUAUUAUUAUUAUUAUUAUUAUUAUUAUUAUUAUUAUUAUUAUUAUUAUUAUUAUUAUUAUUAUUAUUAUUAUUAUUAUUAUUAUUAUUAUUAUUAUUAUUAUUAUUAUUAUUAUAUUAUUAUUAUUAUUAUUAUUAUUAUUAUUAUUAUUAUUAUUAUUAUUAUUAUUAUUAUUAUUAUUAUUAUUAUUAUUAUUAUUAUUAUUAUUAUUAUUAUUAUUAUUAUUAUUAUUAUUAUUAUUAUUAUUAUUAUUAUUAUUAUUAUUAUUAUUAUUAUUAUUAUUAUUAUUAUUAUUAUUAUUAUUAUUAUUAUUAUUAUUAUUAUUAUUAUUAUUAUUAUUAUUAUUAUUAUUAUUAUUAUUAUUAUUAUUAUUAUUAUUAUUAUUAAUAUUCAUUUACUUCGGUUUAAUAUAA